Molecule: messenger RNA, 1900 nt
Organism: Suillus clintonianus
Lineage: Eukaryota; Fungi; Basidiomycota; Agaricomycetes; Boletales; Suillaceae
Product: major facilitator superfamily domain-containing protein
Exons: 12
Coding region: 102-1619 (505 amino acids)
Biological process (GO): transmembrane transport
Molecular function (GO): transmembrane transporter activity
Source: RefSeq, a predicted model, not a curated record
CUGCUCAGUCAUGUUGGAUUCUGCUAUUUAAGAGUCUGUCCCGGACAUGUGUUAUCACCACCUUCGGUUGCCUUCCCUGCCCUCCAGUGCAACGCUGGUCCAUGUCGGGCACUCCUCCAGGAACCCUUUCUUCCGCUCACGUACCAGACCAAGAUGAUUCAAACGAUCUUCAUUUCACCCAGGUUACAGGUGACGAAGGCGGGUCUGCCGAGACCAAGGAUAAGACUCAUGAUAAAGAGUACGAUUGGGAACACGACCCUGUGAACCCCAGGAAUUGGCCUCCAUCAAAAAAAUGGAUAACGAUUACACUCGUUUCGUUGUACACGUUUGUUACGCCGUUAGCAAGUUCUAUCAUGGCACCUGGUCUGCCGGACGUGGCCAUAAAAUUUGGCAUAACAGAUCCAACGGUCACAGCGUUGACUCUGAGUAUCUUCCUUGUAUCGUUUGCCAUCGGUCCUUUAUUUGCGGCUCCAUUGUCGGAAGUUUAUGGUCGUGUGUGGGUGCUCCAUCUAGGAAACCUAUUCUUUCUCGUAUUUAAUCUCGGCUGCGCUUUAUCACCCAACACUGUAUCUUUCAUAGUUUUCCGGUUUCUCGCUGGAUUGGCGGGGAGUGCACCUAUAUCAUGCGGCGGAGGCGUCGUGAGCGACCUCUUCGCGGAACACGAGCGCGCCUCGGCUAUGGCACUAUUCAGCAUUGGACCCUUGAUAGGCCCUGCUAUAGGUCCCGUUAUGGGUGGUUUUAUCGCGGAAUCCGUGGGUAUACAGUAUGUUUUCUAUAUCGUCGUCGCGAUCUCUGGUGUUGCUGCAAUCCUUGGCUUCCCUCUCUUGAGAGAAACCUAUGCACCAGUGAUCAGGCUUCGUCUUGAUAAUAUGGCACCGGAUCCCGAAAAGACAACCGCGGGACAUCCUGCCCUCCCAGCACCCUAUGUGGACAAGUGGUCUUACUUGUGGACCAACCUCAAGAGACCAGCCAUUCUGUUGACUCGUAGUUUCGUAUGCUUCAUCCUGAGCUUUUAUAUGGCUUUGAUGUACGGUAUCUAUUACUUGAUGUUUGCUACUUUCCCCGGACUCUUUUCGACGGUGUACCACUUUAGCGUUGGAAUUGGAGGUCUAACGUACCUUGGAAUUGGCUUUGGAUUCCUAGCUGCCACCUUGUUUGGCGCCAGAGUUUCCGACAAGAUAUACUCACACCUUGCUGCCAAAAAUGGAGGAAAGGGUAAACCAGAGAUGCGCGUGCCUGCUCUGAUAUUCGGCUCGUUCUUUGUCCCAGUGGGACUAUUUUGGUAUGGCUGGUCUGCCCAAGCCGCGACCCACUUCAUGAUGCCUAUCAUCGGUACUGCUAUCUUUGGAUUCGGAUUAAUGACAACUUUCCUCCCUAUUCAACUAUAUCUCGUGGAUACAUUUACCUAUGCUGCAAGCGCUAUUGCAGCCGCUUCUACGUUGCGUUCAAUACUUGGUUUCGCGUUCCCUCUGUUUGGACAACAAAUGUUUGCGGCACUCGGCUAUGGUGGAGGCAAUUCCCUGCUUGCAGGUCUUGCCAUCAUCAUUGGUAUACCCUUCCCGGUCUGGAUAUAUUUCGCUGGCGAAGGCAUCCGCGCGAAGAGUUCCUUGGCUCGUUGAUUUGCCGCCUUCCUCCGAGAAUCAAGAUCAUCAGGGUAUGAUCAUCUCACACCCUUUCAGAAGCACCGAAUCACGACAACACCAACGUCACGCAUCAUUAUUGUAACAUCGUCGAAUUCUCGUUCAUGUCCGACUCAUUGAUGGGCACUUGCAAUGCGAAAGUCACCACUUUGUCAUGAACAUUGCAAAACUUGUGUAUUUUUUUCUGUGUAGGGCUAUAUAACCAGCUGUGUCAAUAGAAAGUUUCGAGAGAAACGGGCAAAUGGAACAACCUUAUUAAG